This is a messenger RNA of Onychomys torridus (southern grasshopper mouse), 2406 nucleotides long. It is a transcript of the gene Phactr1, whose product is annotated as phosphatase and actin regulator 1. The record is from RefSeq and is a predicted model, not a curated record. Gene Ontology annotation, molecular function: actin binding. The transcript is spliced from 15 exons. The coding region runs from base 323 to 2275 and encodes 650 amino acids. Lineage: Eukaryota; Metazoa; Chordata; Mammalia; Rodentia; Cricetidae. Gene Ontology annotation, biological process: stress fiber assembly; cell motility.
UUCAAUUUUCUUAAAUUAGCAGGCUAAUGUGUUCUGAAGAGCAGCCCCACUCAGAUCCCAUCUUGGGGGGUAGCAUUCCAUCACAAUAUAAAACCGGCAGAUCCAUCAUUUUUCCCUCCACUCUGUGCUCUUGACUGGAGAUUGAAGGGAAAAUUAGAAGCUGUUCAUUUGGGCUCGCAGGCUCAGCAGCCCUGCUAGCAGCCCUGCUAGCAGCCCUGCUCAGCUUGCUUUCUGCUCUCCCCCGGCAUCCUGUUGAAGGAGGGCAAGAGCUGAUAUCUACGUGAUUAGCUUCUCUCAAAAUUCUGUUUUGAACAUCGAUAGUAUGGAUUAUCCCAAAAUGGAUUAUUUUCUGGACGUUGAGUCUGCUCAUAGGCUCUUGGAUGUGGAGUCAGCACAGAGAUUCUUCUACAGCCAAGGAGCUCAAGCUCGCCGGGCGACCCUGCUCCUGCCUCCCACAUUAAUGGCGGCUUCUUCGGAGGAUGACAUAGACCGGCGGCCCAUCAGAAGAGUCCGCUCCAAGAGCGACACGCCAUAUCUCGCAGAGGCCAGGAUCUCCUUUAACCUGGGGGCAGCUGAGGAAGUGGAGAGGCUGGCGGCAAUGCGUUCUGACUCGCUGGUCCCGGGUACGCACACCCCACCUAUCCGGAGGAGGAGUAAGUUUGCCAACCUGGGAAGGAUUUUCAAGCCUUGGAAAUGGAGGAAGAAGAAAAGUGAAAAGUUCAAGCACACAUCAGCAGCUCUGGAAAGGAAGAUAUCGAUGAGGCAGAGCAGAGAGGAGCUGAUCAAACGAGGAGUCUUGAAGGAAAUCUAUGAUAAAGAUGGAGAGCUCUCCAUUUCGAAUGAUGACGACUCCCUGGAGAAUGGCCAGUCUCUGAGCUCCAGCCAACUCUCCUUGCCUGCCCUGUCGGAAAUGGAGCCUGUACCAAUGCCCAGGGACCCCUGCUCGUUUGAGGUGCUCCAAGCUUCAGAUAUCAUGGAUGGACCAGUGUCUCAAGAGAGUCCCUCUGCCAGUGAGUCUGGAGUCCUCCUGUCCCAAGAUCCUUCAGCCAAACCAGUUCUGUUCCUGCCCCCAAAAAAACCUGCUGCUUUCUCUGGAGACCAUGAGGAGACCCCAGUGAAGCAGCUGUCCCUUCUCAGGCAGCCCCCGGCCCUGCCUCCCAAACCCACCGCCCGGAUUGCCAACCACUUAACAGAUCCUGGCGCCCCUGUGAAAUUGCCUUGUCUGCCAGUGAAACUGUCGCCUCCGCUACCUCCAAAGAAAGUCCUGAUCUGUAUGCCUGUAGGGGGGCCAGAGCUCUCCCUGGCAUCCUACGCAGCCCAGAAGAGCAGUCAGCAGGCCGUGGCCCAGCACCACCACACUGUCCUGCCAUCCCAGAUGCAGCACCAGCUGCAGUAUGGCAGCCAUGGCCAGCACCUCCCGUCCUCCACUGGCACCUUGCCCAUGCACCCCUCGGGCUGCAGGAUGAUCGAUGAGCUGAACAAGACACUGGCUAUGACCAUGCAGAGGCUGGAAAGCAGCUCCGAGCAGCGAGUCCCCUGUUCCACUUCUUACCACAGCUCUGGUUUGCACUCAAGUGACAGCGUCACCAAAGGAGGACCCCUGGGACUUCCGGAAAUAAGACAAGUGCCAACUGUUGUGAUUGAAUGUGAUGACAAUAAGGAAAACGUGCCUCAUGAAUCCGACUAUGAAGACUCAUCCUGCCUGUAUGCGCGGGAAGAGGAGGAAGAGGAGGAGGAGGACGAUGAUGACACUUCACUGUACACCAGCUCUCUGGCCAUGAAGGUCUGCAGGAAGGACUCCUUAGCCAUCAAACUCAGCAACAGGCCCUCUAAGCGAGAGCUGGAAGAAAAGAACAUCCUCCCCAGACAAACUGAUGAGGAGCGGCUGGAGCUCAGACAGCAGAUUGGCACCAAGCUCACCAGGCGGCUGAGCCAGAGACCCACUGCAGAGGAGCUGGAGCAGAGGAACAUUCUGAAGCCUCGGAAUGAACAAGAAGAGCAGGAGGAGAAGCGUGAAAUCAAGAGGAGGCUGACUCGCAAGCUCAGUCAAAGGCCCACAGUGGAAGAACUUCGAGAAAGGAAGAUUCUCAUCCGCUUCAGUGACUAUGUGGAGGUGGCAGAUGCCCAGGACUAUGACCGCAGAGCGGACAAGCCAUGGACCCGACUCACAGCUGCCGACAAAGCCGCCAUUCGAAAGGAACUUAAUGAGUUCAAAAGCACUGAAAUGGAAGUCCACGAGUUGAGUAGACACUUGACAAGGUUUCAUCGACCGUAACAGUGGGAUUACUCUUGAGUGCUCUGCUGUCUUCAAAACAUAAAUUUAUAAGAACCAUAAGUGCUGGCAUUUGUCCACUUCCCCAUUACGAUGUAAAUCUGAACUGCCUUUUUUUAAAAAAAGAAAAAAAA